AUGAAUCCUCCGGAAAUUCUUCAAAUUUUAAAUAUUAAUCAAAAAUAUUUAUUUUAUUUUGCCAGUAAAAAAAGAUUCAAUCAUUUACCACCAGAUGCAGAUACAUAUAAUACAUAUUUUCCAAUUUUUCACUUAAUCGAGUUUUUAUAUGCUUUUAUUUACUGGUUAUUUGCCGUAACCGCAGAUAUAAUUUUAAUAACAGUAUGUUUAUCAAUAUUAGGUCAAUUAGAAGUGAUUAAUGAAUGCUUUGAAAAUAUUGGAGUAUUGUACAAAGAAAACAUAAUACAACAAAGUAUCAAUGUUAAGGUAUAUCAGAAGAAAAUUAAAUUUGACUUGAAAAAUAUUAUUUACAACAGUCAAAAUGUUAUUAGAAAAAUGAAGCAAUUUUAUGACACAUUCCGACAAAUAAUUUUGAUCCAAAUUGUAGUAACAUUUAUUAAUUUGGUACUUUUUUCAUACACCGGAAUGUUGAACUACAUUAAUGGCGGAAUGGUCAAUUUGAUACAGACUGUUAAACUUAUUUCAGCAUUAUUAUUUUUUGUUUUUCAUUUAUUCAUACUUUGCUUCGUUUUUGGCAUUAUAAAUGACAAGAAAGAAUCAAUGCUAUUUGGAAUUUAUAAUUCGUAUUGGACAGAAAUUAACAUAGAAAAUAAAAGGCUUGUUUUACUAACUAUGAAAAUGAUUAGUGCUCAUCAAUCAAAAAUGAAUAUAACUAGAAAUAAAACCGUGGAUUUAAUUAUGUUUGUAGGUAAAUGGGGUCUGAUAGACCCCCACGCGGCUAUGGACGUUAAAAAUAGGCACGCGCCUGCUAAAGGGUUAAUAGAUCAUACUUUAAGACACGAAGGCUUGCUAUUAUUAAUCUUAGGAUGAAUUAACGAUGGAAAAAAUCAUAGAGGAAGACCAAGAUUGCAAUACAUAAGUCAGAUAAUAGAAGAUCAAGGAUGUAAUUCAUAUCAAGAGUUGAAGAGGAAGGCUAUAAUUGACAAACAUGGA
This is a messenger RNA of Daktulosphaira vitifoliae (grape phylloxera), 993 nucleotides long. RefSeq lists its product as uncharacterized. Gene Ontology annotation, biological process: sensory perception of smell. The coding region runs from base 1 to 870 and encodes 289 amino acids. The record is from RefSeq and is a predicted model, not a curated record. Gene Ontology annotation, molecular function: olfactory receptor activity; odorant binding. The transcript is spliced from 7 exons. NCBI's taxonomy places the organism in Eukaryota, Metazoa, Arthropoda, Insecta, Hemiptera, Phylloxeridae. Gene Ontology annotation, cellular component: membrane.